Messenger RNA from Clupea harengus (Atlantic herring), 1077 nucleotides. RefSeq names its product nudix (nucleoside diphosphate linked moiety X)-type motif 2 (gene nudt2). The record is from RefSeq and is a predicted model, not a curated record. Gene Ontology annotation, biological process: ATP biosynthetic process; AMP biosynthetic process. Gene Ontology annotation, molecular function: bis(5'-nucleosyl)-tetraphosphatase (asymmetrical) activity. Lineage: Eukaryota; Metazoa; Chordata; Actinopteri; Clupeiformes; Clupeidae.
AUUAACAGACAAUGGUUGUUGAAUGAUUGCUGUGGCGUUAAGUCGUAUCCAGGAACAGGAUACCCCAUUUUCUGUUGUGUUGUAUUCACAAGUUGCUUCAACUUUGCAACACUUGCAACACUGACAUGCCGUGGAACGGAGAGGGGUCACACUGCCCAGGUGAUGGCGCUGCGAGCAUGUGGAUUCAUUAUCUUUCGCCGUCUGGCUCAAUCUCCUCCAGAUAACAUUGAAUACCUACUCCUGCAGACGUCCUAUGGGGAACACCACUGGACCCCACCCAAAGGUCACGUGGACCCUGGUGAGGAUGACCUCACCACUGCACUCAGGGAGACGCGUGAAGAAGCUGGUCUCGGUGAGGAACAUCUGCGCAUCGCUAACAACUUCCUGAAGGAGUUACGAUACCAGGUGCGUGGGAAAGACAAGACAGUACUCUAUUGGCUGGCUGAGCUCCGGGACCCUGCCAUGUCUGUGACGCUGUCUGAAGAGCACCAGGACCACCGCUGGGCGCACCUAGAGGAGGCGUGCAAGCUAGCGUCUUACAAGGAUCUCCAAGAGACCCUGAGAGAGGCCCAGCACUUCCUGGAGACUGGGGAGAAGAAGGAGUGAACAGUCUCAGGCAGAAAUGUACAAUUACACUUUGAUACUGGGUUGAGUGGCAGAGGUUAGAGAUGGGUGUUCAGGGAAUGAAUACUGUGUUGUACUGUAAUGUGAUCUCUCUUGUAGUACUGUAUGACAAACCAUUGUAUACUACAUAGUAGGUAUGUUUACCUGAGGUUUGUAAAUCCAUGGAUAAAACAGACAAAUUAAUUAAUACAUUUAUGUAUUCAAGGCAGCCAUUCAAGAGUGUGACUUCAUAAGCCAUGGGCAUGGUAGGCUCAUGCAGUAAAUUAUAUGUACUCAAGGAGUACUGUUCUGUACCCCACCAUUUUCAGGCCCUCAGAUUAUACCAUGGUCUGGUAUUUAGCCAUCUGAUGAGAUAUAUGAGAGCAAGGCCAGCCUCUUUCCUUCCCUUUCAUUUUUUCUCCCUGUUCAGUUUUCUUGCACUGUUUUCCAAAUGAAAUCUCAGCUCUCUGACAA